AGUUACACUAGGGGGCAAAACAGGCUGUUUUUAUUUGACCGUAUUGUGCCUGAUGCAACUUUUUGUGGUUUCUCUGCUCACCCCUGCUUCACAAUGAGUCAAGACUAUCACAGACAUGAUGCAAACACCCGGCUCGCCAGGCAAAUCAACUGAGAUGGAGACAAAAACAAAUCCUGGACCUGUAAACAAACAGACGUCUGGAGAGAACUGACCCAAAUCUAGAGUUAAUGCACGAGAGUUAAUAUGGAGCCAAACCCGAGCAGGGAAACCUCAUCAGACAUUCUCACAAUCCUCACUUAUGAUGGGAGGACUGUCACCAGAAUCAACGUUGGCACACAGACGUACGAGGACCUCGACUAUAAACCAAAAUAUGUUUUGCUUAAGGGUAAAGAAGAUCAUUAUGACAGUUUGGAGCAGAGAACUGAUGAUGAGAGUGAGCUGAAGAUAUCCCCAGAUAAUGAAAUGUUGGAUUUGCACAGCAAGGGAACUCCCCACUCUCCUACAGCCUGCCAAGAAGGAACAGAAGAGACCUUAACUAAUCUUGACAAGGGGGUGAUUGAUGGAGAGUCAGACAAAGAGGGAGAUCAAAGGCGGCAUGAUCUGAAGUCGAAAGAGGGUUCACAUGAAGACCGUUACACAUACUCUGAAUCAGGGGUCGCCAAACUUUUUGAGACUGGGAGCCACUUCACAGGACACGUAGACAGUUAUGUCACCUCAAGUGAUUUUUCGGAUUACGAGUCGUCCACCACAGAAGAGGGGGCAUUGGAGGGUGAAAGAGAAAUGAGCUACAACAGCAUCUUCUCUUUCAAUGUGAAGAAGGAGAGACUAAAGACGGUGCCAUUUAUCAGACGCUACAAAAAUGGCAAAAUUUUCUGUUUGGUUUUUCAAGAUGGAACUGGACAUGUGUGCUACCCGUCGGGAAGACUUGCCAUCCUCGCGGCAACGUCGCAUUCAAAGAACUUGUCCUGUGUGGUGGUCCUGGAGAACAAAGUCGAUGAGCCACAGAUUAAGGCGCUUUUUACCAGCAGUGAGCAGACCUGCUUUCAUGAGAAUGGCAACAUUUGGGUUAAUCUUACUUCAACAGGAGGCACGUUGUACAGUGAAACGGGAGAUGUGAAGAAACGCUGGAAGUGGCAGGAGAAUGAGCAACAUGUUCAUGCUCCCCCCUGCCAGCCAUUCCACCUCACCCUAAGCCCUUUCCUUAAAGUCCACAUCCAAUCCCAGGAAGAUAUCAGCAUCCUUUUCAACUCCAAUAAACACAGCGUGGAGGUCAUCAAAGAGGCUAGUGUGAUCACAAAACAUGUCAGCAAGCAAACAGCGCCAGUGCAUGACUCGCUUAAGUCUUAUCUGAAGCAGAAGAGUCCAGAGAUCAAGGCGCUGCUCCAGAACAUCCAGUCCCUUGCCACCUAUCAAAGCAGCGAAACUCCACCGAAGGUCGACCCUCAUCCUGCAGAUGGAAAGGCAGCAGCUGCCAGUGAAACGGCAACACUGCCAAGAAGACCCCCCAAAGCUGGCGAUGUCCUUCAAUAGGAUUUUCUCAUUUGUGUGAAGCGACUUGAGCCGCGACGUCCCUUGAAUUUGAAUUUAACGUCUAAGUGCUUUUUAGAAAUAAAGCCAAGUAACAUUAAUAACCUCUUCUUUUAUUAAGAAUGUCCAUAAAUAGAAGACCUCUACAAAUCAAUUUACAUGGGACAAACCAAAGCAAAGAGUACACUGAUGACACAUCCGUUCUUCAUGUAAGGGCAAAAUAUCAUACUGUGUGAGAGUAAAUGCUGAAUUUACCAAGUUAUAAAAGAAGUAUAAAAACACAAGUUUUCAGUUUUGCUUUCCAAGUGUGCAACUAAACAACAAAAACAUUCAAAGUGAAGGUUGCAGGUGAGAAGGUUCGUGAAAACAUCCAUCUCUGCUCUGAUUAGAGAGAACAAACUUGUCGGACCUGACUCACCCAUGGUACAGGUCAUCAUUUGGCUACACAGAAGGAGACUAACAAUGCCUUGGCAAAAGUAUGAAUACUCCUUCACCUUCUUCACAGUUUUUUUUUUCCACCUUGUAACAACAAACUUCGGGGCAUUAAACAGAUUUUAUGCACCAACAGAGUUCUGUUUAAUUGUGAAGUGGAAGGAAAAAGACAUCGACAUGCUUUGUAAGAAUAAAUCUGAAAUGUAUGACAAGCAUUUAUUUUCCCUUUGUAAUUUCUACCACUAGUGCUCAUACAGAUACUGAUAUUCUCACCCAAUUUUUCUGUACAAAGUAGUUCAAGGUGAAUCAGGAGCAUGUGUGAGCAGUUCUUUUUUUGUAUUUUAAAGCUAUAGGUUAUACAUUGGAUUUAGUUCCAGUAACACAUGAAGAUGCUUUGUUCUUAGCUAUUCCACCACUGGCCCUGCUAGAUGUUUAAGGUUGGUGUUUUGCUAGAAGACGAAACUCUGCCUCCCCUCUCGGGUCUUCUCACAGCAAGAUGCUGCAACCGCUAUGAGUCAUGGUAGGGAUUGAGUAUUUAGGAUAUUUUGCAUGUAGUGGAAAA
This is a messenger RNA of Poecilia latipinna (sailfin molly), 2521 nucleotides long. Its product is annotated as glutamate-rich protein 6. The coding region runs from base 244 to 1530 and encodes 428 amino acids. The record is from RefSeq and is a predicted model, not a curated record. Lineage: Eukaryota; Metazoa; Chordata; Actinopteri; Cyprinodontiformes; Poeciliidae. The transcript is spliced from 11 exons.